Molecule: messenger RNA, 1623 nt
Organism: Ramularia collo-cygni
Lineage: Eukaryota; Fungi; Ascomycota; Dothideomycetes; Mycosphaerellales; Mycosphaerellaceae
Exons: 10
Coding region: 1-1623 (540 amino acids)
Biological process (GO): transmembrane transport; basic amino acid transport
Cellular component (GO): fungal-type vacuole membrane
Molecular function (GO): basic amino acid transmembrane transporter activity
Source: RefSeq, a predicted model, not a curated record
AUGUCAGCAAGUUCAAGGUCAACUUCAGCUUGGCGAACCAAGGCACUAAUAUCCGCUCUGAUGCUCUGCAAUUUUCUCAUCUCUUUGCAAUCAAGUUCUUCCGCCGCCACGUAUUUCACCAUCGCCGCGGAGUUUGGCCGGGCCAAUGAGGCGACAUGGCCUGUAAACGGAACCUUGAUCGCGUCGCUCAUGGCCCAGCCGCUGUUCGCUCGCAUGUCCGAUCACCUGGGGCGUAGGGCGCCAUAUGUAACGGCUGUCGUUAUCUUCGCCAUAACCAAUGCUCUGAGUGCUUUGGGCAGUGGCUGGCCGUGGUAUCUUACUAUUCGAACCCUUUGUGGUGUGGGAAGUGGAGGCAUGCUUGGUCUGGGUUCCAUUACCCUUACGGAUGCUGUAGGCUUGGACCAGCGGCCUUUUUAUCAGUCCAUCAAUUAUUUGGUGUAUGGGGCGGGCUCAGGAUUAGGGGCCGCUUUCGGUGGCACUAUAGUCCAGCACUUUGGCUGGCCAUGGCUCUACGUUGUGCAAUUCAUAAUCGCCAUCCCGGGUGCGAUUUUGCUUAUACUAUAUGCACCUGGUGCCGAUGAAUUGUCCGAGAAACAUUCGAUUGACAAAAUUCUUGGAGGUUUUGUGCAGUCCAUGCAGAAAUUUGACUGGAAAGGCGCCCUGUACUUGUGCGUGUCUCUUUUGGCUCUGUUCAUCUUUCUCUCCCUGGGUGGGAAUACAUUCCCCUGGACACACCCGACUGUCAUCUCCACAGGGGUCACCUUUGCGAUUGCCGGUUUCAUUCUCUGGAGACAUGAGAUGGCGGUUGAGAUGCCGGUCCUGCAUGUGCAGCUCAUCUGCAAAUCACCCAUCUGGAACUUUCUACUGGCCGGGUUUCUCCUGAACAUGAUAAAUCACACAGCGAUGUAUUAUGCGCCAGUAUUUUUCCAGACGGUCCUUCUGGAUACGCCGGAACGAGCGAGUGCCCGACUGGUAUUCCCAUCUCUAUGCUUCACUUUUGUGAGCGCUCUAACAUCCUACAUCAUAUCACGCACAGGUUCGCCAGCGUUCACGCUAUACGGCAGCCAGCCAUUUCUAUUACUCGGAAGCGCAGGCCUAGUCGUCAUGGCCGCAACGGCGCUGACUUAUCCACUGAACAACAUUGCGUACACCCUUUCGCUGGGAAUUCCGGUCAUUGGGGCCAGUAUGCUGGCUCCUAGCGCUCUGUUGACCCUCUUACACCUUUGCGACCCCGAGGAUCACGCAAGUGCGAACAGUAGUUAUAUUCUUGCCAGGACUUUGGGAAUUUUUGGCGCCACUGCGCUGGGCUCUACCGUGCUGCAAAACACUUUCGAAUAUGCUAUCCAUAAAAGAGAGUUGUCUACAGAGACCCUCCAGGACCUACAAACAAUCGUACGGGAACUGUUCGCCGUUGCUUUGCUUGCCGUUUUCAUUCUGGGAUUCUGUUCCGCCCUGAUGAUCUCCUUUAGUCUGGCGAAAGUGUACCUAAGAACGAGAAGGAUGCUAGCACGAGGCACAGCAAUUCCUUCCGAGCCUCCUUCCGAACACGGUCUCGACGAUUUCUCUGAUGGACCCGAUACUGAGAUGUCUCAACUAGGGACAAUGGCGACUAGUCCGCAUUGA